AUGUUCGCUUUAGAACCCGGCAAAAAGGGGUCCAUCAGCUAUACAGAAGAAGAAGAAUCAACAAUGCCGAAACCUAGUGAACCGUCCGAUGACCAGCUGGAGAAUUUCAAAAAAGGAUGCCCGAAGGCGAAAGUGAUUACGAUGUCCAAUGGGGCACCGAUUCAUGACAAGAACAAUUCUCUUACGGUUGGACCACGCGGCCCUUUGCUAAUGCAAGAUGUAGUUUUUAUGGAUGAAAUGGCUCACUUUGAUAGGGAACGUAUUCCGGAACGAGUUGUGCACGCCAAAGGAGGAGGUGCCCAUGGAUACUUCGAGGUUACCCAUGACAUUUCCAAGUAUUGCAAAGCAAGUCUUUUCAAUAAAGUUGGCAAACAUACACCGGUAUUCGUGCGAUUCUCCACCGUCGUUUGA
Messenger RNA from Strongylus vulgaris, 411 nucleotides. The record is from the annotation of a GenBank genome assembly. NCBI's taxonomy places the organism in Eukaryota, Metazoa, Nematoda, Chromadorea, Rhabditida, Strongylidae.